This is a messenger RNA of Trichobilharzia regenti, 952 nucleotides long. The record is from the annotation of a GenBank genome assembly. Lineage: Eukaryota; Metazoa; Platyhelminthes; Trematoda; Strigeidida; Schistosomatidae.
UGGUGAAUCAACCAUGCGGACGUUCAGUUUUGACGGAAUCCUUAUUUUCAUUAUCCUACAAAUAACAGCAUUGCCGCAAGGAAUAUCUGGACAAUAUGAACUGGCCUAUUUUGCUACAAAUGACGAUGACUAUGGAAGUCAAUUUUGGCUAUUUCAAGAAAGCGAUAAAUAUUUAAGCUUUACUUGGCUUCCAUUUAGUCCUUAUCCAGGCUUCGAAUUCGAGCUGGAAUUACAUCUCACGAUAUAUUCAAAUCCUUUCAUUAUCCUCAGUGUGAACACAACGUCUGCUACAUUUAAAGCCAUUGGAGACACAUGUCAGAAUUCGCGAUAUAGUAUCACAAGGAAAACAACCGAGUCGUGGCGACGUACAGCAGGAUCACACAUAAUUUAUUACAACAGAGUUCCGAGGAUCACAAAUGUCCAAAUGCAGUCUGGAGAGCUUCGAAAUAUGACAUGGGAACAAGAGUCCGCAUUCUGCAAUAGAAAUGAUGUUACAGUUAUCUUCAGUGGACAAGAUAAUCAACCACUUGAAAUGAUCAUCGUACAGGGUGAUGAGAAGAAGUUUACUCUGAGAAAUAAAGCAGAAAAUCAGUUGAUCUUUGCUAUCUCACAUGGAAACAGAUUCUCUCUACCGAAGUUAGAAGACACAACCACUGAAGCGGUCACAGAAGAGACUUCCAGUUCGACAGACGUUAUGACAACAGCAAACAGUAUGCAGACAUAUCCUAGCCUUCUAGAAUGGAUUACCUCCCAGGCAAGACCUUUACUUAUAAUAUGCACUGUCGGAGUGGUUCUGAUCAUCUCAAUCUCCCUGAUAAUUAUCAUCCUCUACAUUUUCAAAAAUAAGUAACCACAUGACGUAAUUACUCUGCUUUCAUUUGUGGACUUCUAUAACUCCAAAUAUAUAUAUUUUUCUUGGUUUCGCCAAUAAAAUUAUCAUUCUUAUCACUGA